AUGGAGAUUCCUCAAUGGGUUCGUGAUAUAAACGAAGAUAAAGGAUAUCACGGUAAUGACAUAAUCGGGUAUCACUAUUAUACAUAUAAACGACCAUUAGCUUUCAUCAACGAAACGAAUAUCGACCAGUUUCCAACACUGAUUUAUAUCAUCGCUCAAAUUCCGACCUACUUUACUGGAAAUAUUAGCAGCCGACAAUCGGUAUCAACGUGGAUAAACGAACUGGAUGAGGUGAAAAUUGUUACACCACAAAAUAUCAACGAGCUAAACGAUCUUCUCCAAAGCACAACAAACUGCACUGAAAAAUUACUUGUCCUCGUCAACAACGAAAAUAUAUGCCCACUACUUUAUUGGAAUAAUAUAGCCAGAACUGUUCAUAUGUAUAGCGGAGUACGACCGGUUUACUUGUCAGCCCCAUUGCCGGCAGCGAUGAGUGUGACACUCUACAAGCGAUUACCACUUCUAGACGAAACAGUUUGUCGACAGAUGUUUCUCGUUCAUCAAUCCAGCUACAGUGUACUUUUUCAGGACUACACACCAAAUGCAGUCCGGGAGUUAAUUGAAAUUCUUUUGCCGAAUGACACUGGGGAAUGUCCGCCGCUGCAAGACACUAUGUGGUAUUCGAUUCUUACUCCACUCACAGAAUUACAAAUGAUCUACUUUUCUGGUGAACACGAUCUCGUGAAGUUGGAGCACAAACAGUCAUAUGUGCUUGUUGGUAUCACUGGUGGUGUGGCUGUAAUUGCAUUAGCAAUUAGUAUUUUUUGGGGUUUGAAUGGCUCCGCCUUUGCGAAUUAA
Angiostrongylus costaricensis is the source of this 798-nucleotide messenger RNA. The record is from the annotation of a GenBank genome assembly. Lineage: Eukaryota; Metazoa; Nematoda; Chromadorea; Rhabditida; Metastrongylidae.